Eubalaena glacialis (North Atlantic right whale) is the source of this 378-nucleotide messenger RNA. Its product is annotated as keratin-associated protein 4-11-like. Gene Ontology annotation, cellular component: keratin filament. NCBI's taxonomy places the organism in Eukaryota, Metazoa, Chordata, Mammalia, Artiodactyla, Balaenidae. The transcript has a single exon. The record is from RefSeq and is a predicted model, not a curated record. Bases 1 to 378 code for a protein of 125 amino acids.
AUGGUCAGCUCCUGUUGCAGCUCUGUCUGCUCUGACCAGAGCUGUGGCCAAGGUCUCUGCCAGGAGACCUGCUGCCACGCCAGCUGCUGCCAGAUCACUUGUUGCAGGACCACCUGCUGCCGUCCCAGCUGCUGUGUGUCCAGCUGCUGCAGGCCUACCUGCUGCAUCUCUAGCUGCUGCAGGCCCCACUGUUGCCAGUCUUGGUGCUGCCAGCCCACCUGCUGCUGCCCCAGAUGCUGCAUUUCUAGUUGCUGCCGCCCCAGCUGCUGCUUGCGCCCAAUCUGUGGCCGGGUCUCCUGCUACGUCACUUGCUAUCGCCCCACCUGUGUCAUCUCCACCUGCCCCCGCCCCGUGUGCUGUGCCUCCUCUUGCUGCUGA